This is a messenger RNA of Spinacia oleracea (spinach), 2517 nucleotides long. Its product is annotated as protein RTF1 homolog. The transcript is spliced from 3 exons. The record is from RefSeq and is a predicted model, not a curated record. Bases 287 to 2278 code for a protein of 663 amino acids. Gene Ontology annotation, molecular function: DNA binding; RNA polymerase II C-terminal domain phosphoserine binding. Gene Ontology annotation, cellular component: Cdc73/Paf1 complex. NCBI's taxonomy places the organism in Eukaryota, Viridiplantae, Streptophyta, Magnoliopsida, Caryophyllales, Amaranthaceae.
CAAAUUACCCAACCUUUCUUCCCUCGGUACUCUUGUGCAACAUUGCAGAGUCGAAAUAGGCGAGAAGGAAGGAGGACGAUAGAAACCCAAAACAUAAAAACCAACAUUGUUGCUGGCAUUUUGAAUAACAAUUGAACUCAGAGAUUCUACAAAUUGGGGCCUAAUCCAGGUGACGGAUUUUUUCAUUGUUACCGAAUUGUAGGCAACAGUUUACAAUUCAACAUCAAGUUAGUCUCAGUCUCUCAGAAGUUUACAGCUUAACAAUACGCCAUAAAUCAUAUCAGUCAUGUCAGAGGCAGACUUGGAGAACAUGCUGUUGGAGGCAGCGGGACGAACAGGUGCACCCAGGAGAAACAAACAAGCACAUCCACCUUCCAAAAGGCGACACAAGGGUUCAUAUUCUGAUGAUGGAAGUGAUUCCAAGGAUGAUGAGUCAGAUGAUAACCAUGGACAUGCUAGUAAAAAGAUGUCUGGAUCUCAGGUUCCUUUGAAGAAGAGAUCAAAGAAUAGAAAUGAUGAUCUCGGAAGUGAUGAUGAUAUGGAUAACAAAGGUGGAGGAUCUGAUCAUGAAGUUUAUAGCAGUGAUGACUCUGACGUUGGUAGUGACCUUUACAUAGAUGAAAAUGAUAGAGCAGCACUUUCAAAGUUGACAGAACUUGAGAGGGAGAUGAUCUUAUCUGACAGGGCUGCAAAAAAGGACGAUAGGAAAUUGCACAAACAGAUGCGAUCUAGAUUGAUCAGUGAUAAAAAGUCUCAUUCCGCAAAAGAUAUCUCACCUCCUGCUUCUUCUCGUGGUGUGCGUUCUUCCAUCAGAUAUGCUGAUCGUUCAGCAGCCAAGGCUGAUGCUUUGAAGGAGUUGAAAGCGAGACGGAUGAAGCGUGAUCCGGAAGGGAAGCAGAGGAUGAGUCAUGAACGUCGUACUUCCAGAGAAUAUUCUCCGAAGAAGAGGAAAGGCAGUGGUGCUUUUAGCUCGGCUAGUUCCAGUGACAGUGAAAAUGGAAGUGAUUCUCACAGCGAUGAUGAAGGGUCGACAAGAGGUGGUGGAAUGGACUAUAGUGAUGAAGACAGAGACAGUACUGUCUCCAAUACUCCGACAUAUGAACAGAUAACGGACAUUACAAUUAGUAGGUCAAAACUGGGAAAGUGGUUCAUGGAACCAUUUUUCGAGGAGUUGAUCGUUGGUUGCUUCGUUAGGGUUGGUAUUGGGAUGAAAGAUAGUCGAAACAUUUACAGAUUAUGCAUGGUUCAAAACAUUGAUGCAUCUGAUCCAAAUAAAAAAUAUGUUCUUGAGAAAAAGACCACCCAUAAGUAUCUAAAUUGUGUUUGGGGCAGUGAUCGUUCUGCUGCAAGGUGGCAGAUGGCUAGAGUUUCAGACUCACCACCUACUUUGGAAGAGUUUAAUGAAUGGAGGAGAGAGGUGGACCGCACUAGUGGCCGUAUGCCACGCAGUAAAGAAGUUUUGGAGAAGCAGGAGGCUAUUGAUAAAAUAAAUAAUUUUGUAUACUCAGCUGAGACAGUGAAACAAAUGUUGCAUGAAAAGAAAUCAGUCUCAGCCAGGCCGAUGAACAUUGCAGCUGAGAAGGAAAAACUGAGGAGAGAAUUGGAAGUUGCUGAGUACAAAGAGGAAGCAGAUGAGGUUGAAAGAAUUAAAGCCAGAAUUCAUGAACUUGACAAAGCCAGACAAAGCAAAGAGACGGAUAAAAAGGCUCUUAAGCUUUCAGAAAUGAACAAGAAGAAUCGAGCUGAGAACUUCCGAGUUUCAUCCUCGAGAACAGCAGACCGGAGUUUAAAUCCCGGAGACGCUGGAUAUGACCCUUUUUCGAGGAGAUGGACUAGAUCUACCAACUAUUAUGCGAAGCAGAAAGCUACUCCUGCAACAAUUGCAACAACAGCUGAAGGAGGAGUUAAUGAUAAUGAUAAUGGCACAGAAAACAGUGAGAAGAGCAAGAAAAGUGAUGAUAAGGCUACGGCAACAAAUGCUGGUUUGACUGCUACAACCGCAGCUUUGGUGGCUGCUGCUGGAGCAGGAAAAUUGGUGGAUACCAGAGCACCAGUGGACCAGGUAACGGAGUCAAACACGCUGCAUAAUUUUAAGCUACCCAUUUCCCUAGCUUUGUUAGAGAGUUUUGGGGGAGCAUAUGGGGCAUCAGCUGGAUUUCUGGCCAGAAAACAAAAGAUUGAGGCUAAUAUAGGCUGUCAAGUUCCAGUGGACGAUGGAAGACCACAUGUAUUGACUCUUUCAGUGGGUGACUAUAAGAGGAGGAGAGGUUUGCUCUGACAAGUUGGAAAUGUUUCUUUUUUGUUCUGCUGUAGUUCAGAUUCAGCCGCCUAUUAGGUUUUAAUGUUUUAUGCAGGUUAUAGGUAGUGCAUUAGGUAGUUUCUACUUUCUAAGGUCUUAGUUGUUCGAAGUUUUUAGGUUUUAAUUGUAUGAAAUUCUCCUGGAUUUUUCACAAGAUGCAGGUCUGAGAAUUAGUUUCUUCUGUUCGAUCGAUGAAAUCCAGUCUUGGUUUAGUACUA